Messenger RNA from Morone saxatilis (striped sea-bass), 2685 nucleotides. It is a transcript of the gene kctd16b, whose product is annotated as potassium channel tetramerization domain containing 16b. NCBI's taxonomy places the organism in Eukaryota, Metazoa, Chordata, Actinopteri, Moronidae. Bases 190 to 1491 code for a protein of 433 amino acids. The record is from RefSeq and is a predicted model, not a curated record. Gene Ontology annotation, molecular function: protein binding. Gene Ontology annotation, biological process: regulation of G protein-coupled receptor signaling pathway; protein homooligomerization. Gene Ontology annotation, cellular component: postsynaptic membrane; presynaptic membrane. The transcript has 2 exons.
UCGAUGAAAAAUGCUCAUCCACGUUGUUGUGAGAUGAAGUUGGAGCCCCCUGCGUAAACGCAGAAUAACCGAUGACACAGCUUAGCAACUUUUGACACUGAUCAUCGUUUUUUUUUUUUGCUUUCUUUCUUCUUCUUUUUCGAGACUUGCUGUAGAAAUAGGUGUGUAGCCUGUGUGUGUAGCUGUUUCAUGACGGAAACGAUGGCGCUGAGUGGUAACUGUAGGACUAACCCCAAAGAGCAAGCAUCAGUUCAGAACAGUUUCCCAGAUGUGGUUGAAUUAAACGUAGGGGGGCAGGUUUACUACACGCGUCACUCAACUUUGGUGAGCACCCCGAGUUCAUUACUCGGUAAGCUAUUCUCUUCUAAAAAAGACGCAUCUAAUGAUUUGGCGAGAGACCCGAAGGGCCGGUAUUUCAUCGACAGAGACGGGUUUUUGUUCCGGUAUGUGUUGGACUACCUCCGAGACAAGCAAGUCGUCCUCCCGGAUCACUUCCCGGAGAAAGGGAGGCUCAGGAAAGAGGCGGAAUACUUCCAGCUGCCCGAUUUAGUGAAGCUCCUGACCCCAGAUGAUCUGAAGCACAGCCCGGACGACUACUUCCACAGCGACUAUGAAGACGGGUCCCAGGGCAGCGACCACCGGCAGUGUCCGCCGCCGUCCCUCGUCCCCGCGGACAGAAAGAGCGGCUUCAUCACGGUGGGAUACCGGGGGUCGUGCACCAUGGGCCGAGAGAGUCAGACCGACGCAAAGUUCAGGAGGGUACCUCGGAUACUGAUUUGCGGGCGGGUGGCCCUCGCCAAAGAAGUUUUCGAGGAGACCCUGAACGAGAGCCGGGACCCGGACAGGACCCCGGAUCGUUACACCUCUCGGUUUUACCUCAAGUUCAAGCACCUGGAGAGGGCUUUUGACAUGCUGUCGGAGUGUGGUUUCCAAAUGGUGGCCUGCAACUCGUCGGUCACAGCCUCGUUUGUCAACCAGCACACAGAGGACAAGAUCUGGUCCAGCUACACAGAAUACGUAUUCUACCGUGGUCCGUCACGUUGGUCCUCCCCUCCAUGUGACUGCUGCUGCAAGAACCACAAGGGCGAUGGCGAGGGCGAGAGUGGCACCUCCUUCAACGAGCUCUCCACCUCCAGCUCUGAGAGCCAGUCAGAAGCCAGCUCUCCCCAGGGAACUGUCAUCUGUGGCCCGGUCAGCCGCCAAUCACACACCCACGCCAAUGUCCACACCCUGGACAGGCCAUUGAAAAAGGGCGCCAUCGCAAUGGUCCAGCAGUCUGAACAGCGGCGGAAAAGUGACCUGCUGCGCACGCUUACAGCGAGCUCCCGCGACACCAGCACCUGCAAGAAAAGACCGGCGAAAGAGAAGCUGACGGUUGAGGAGGAGCUGGAAAAGUGCAUUCAAGACUUCCGCAAGAUCAAGAUCCCAGAGAGGUUCCCUGAGAGGAAGUACAUGUGGCAGGCCGACCUGCUGAGAAAAUACCGCCUUUGAGCCAGGAAACAGGACAGAGAGAGCAGACACACGAGGCCAAGGAUCAGUUUACAUGUUUUUUGAUCAUGACUUUUGCAACAAAAGAGAGAUAACACUAAACUCAUUUGAGUCCAGUUUAUAGGGGGAAACUUCACCUUUAUGCCAUGUAGGUUGAGAGUCUACACAGAAGCUAGUAAGAAGCAUACAAACCAGACUCUUCUCUUAUGACAUAUGUAGUAUGUAUGUGUGUGUAUGUAGUUUAGGCCUACUGUAUGUACUGUAAGUAUGUGCUGUACCUUGCUGAAUGCUUCAGAUCUUUGAAUAAUGUAUCCCUGAGGACCAGUCCAGGUGGACAAAAGACAUCCUCUGUGAACUCAUCAACCAACCGAAAGACUGCUAAUGGCUACACUGGGGGUUACUGAGGGUUACUGGACUGCACACACUGUCAUCUGUCAUCAUUUCACUGAAAAACCACAAAGACAAACACUGAUUUAGUAUGUGAAUGUGUGUGUCUGUGUGUGUGUUUGCACCCAGGUGGCCUAGAGGUCACAGAUAAAUCUGCAUCAGGACCCAUUAAUAAUUCAUGCUGUCCCGACAGUGCUCUCACUAUAAAUACACCUAGAGCUCUCUGCUGCCAGGGUGGCAUAAACAGCCAGGUCGAUUACUUAACUUUUAGGAAACAUUUGGGGACUUCUGAAGCAGGAGGAGGUACAAUUUCAUCAAAACCACAAUUAAUUUUCUUCUGGUAAUAUCAGUUAUAUUGUAAACGUAUCCCAAGUGAAUCUAACUGCCCUGCAUUGCAUUGAUUUUUAUCGUGUUGGCUAGAUGUGGAGCACUACCCAGGUUACUCUGUGAAGGAAAAGAGUGAUUUGAUAGUCAGACCAUGAGGAAAUACAGAGCUUCAAUAAAGAAAAGUCCACAUUUAACACACCUUCACACACACUUAUAAUGGGAGAUUUUGCCAAUUGCUUUAAUAGAAUGAACAGAACAUGUCACAUGUAAAUAAUCAUUCCCACAUACAAUCACACAGAAGAAUCAAUCUUGAGGUUAUUUAAAUUAUGCUCAAUUUAACACCUACUGUCAACACAUACAGACCUUUUGCUACUUAAGUUAACCCUGUCAACACAUAGAUUGAUGCUUUCUACCCUGACUGUUGACAUAGUAAUCAAUAAUUAUUGGUCUGGUGAUAGAGCUGAUAGACGUGGUUCUUGUUUA